Messenger RNA from Ixodes scapularis (black-legged tick), 3216 nucleotides. It is a transcript of the gene Cds, whose product is annotated as phosphatidate cytidylyltransferase, photoreceptor-specific. Gene Ontology annotation, molecular function: phosphatidate cytidylyltransferase activity. The record is from RefSeq and is a predicted model, not a curated record. Bases 239 to 1597 code for a protein of 452 amino acids. NCBI's taxonomy places the organism in Eukaryota, Metazoa, Arthropoda, Arachnida, Ixodida, Ixodidae. The transcript is spliced from 11 exons. Gene Ontology annotation, cellular component: endoplasmic reticulum membrane.
UACUCUUUUUCCUCCCCGGCUUCAGCUGGUUCGGCCUCCUCUGAGCAUGCGCCGGCGUUUGCUAUGAUUGCGGAGAGUGGAUCGAUGUAAACAAACAGUGAUCUACGGUGGUGGUGCUCGCUCGCUGCUGAGAAGGAAAUUUCUUCGUUUCUAGGUUCGGCAGACGUCUUGCCCGGCACUGCACACCUGCGUGCAGCACACCGCUACGUCGUAACACCUGUGUCGCCCGCGACCAGCCAUGUCGGAGCUCCGCAAGAGAACCACCACCGACGGCGAGCCCAAAGAUGCCUCCGCUGCCUCCGCCAAGGAAACUGGAGAGACGACAAACGUGGUUGACUCGGACGACGAGAAGUUCCCCGAAGAGAGUCAGGUGGAUGCACUCACAAAGGACCUGCCACAGGCGUCGGAUGAGACAAACGCAUGUUUGGACAACGUGUUGAGCAGCCUCCCAAAGAGAUGGAGGAACUGGGUUGUGAGGGGCAUUUUCUCCCUUGUCAUGGUUGGAGGAUUUGCAUUUAUCAUAUGGAUGGGCCCCCUGGCUCUAAUGAUUCUCACUUUAGCCAUUCAAGUGAAAUGCUUCCAAGAGAUUAUUGCCAUUGGAUAUGCGGUGUACAGGGUACACGGGCUCCCCUGGUUCAGGUCGCUCUCUUGGUACUUCCUUAUCACGUCCAACUACUUCCUCUACGGAGAAAGCCUGGUGGAUUACUUUGGAGUGCUCGUUAGCCGGACGGACUCGUUGAAGCCACUGGUGCGAUACCAUCGCUUCAUCUCCUUUUGCCUGUACCUCCUUGGCUUCAUCUGGUUCGUACUCAGCCUCGUCAAGAAGUACUACAUGCGUCAGUUCUCUCUUUUUGCCUGGACCCAUGUGACACUGGUCAUCAUUGUCACCCAGUCUUAUUUCCUCAUUCAAAACAUGUUUGAAGGUUUGAUCUGGUUCAUUGCACCAGUUUCCAUGAUAGUGUGCAACGACAUCAUGGCCUAUCUGUUUGGCUUCUUCUUUGGCAAAACCCCACUGAUCAAGCUGUCUCCUAAAAAGACCUGGGAGGGCUUCAUAGGAGGAGGCAUUGCAACUGUCUUUUUCGGGGCCUGCAUCUCGCAGUACCUGUGCCAGUUCAAAUACUUCGUCUGCCCCAUCGAGUACUCCGACGAGCUGGAACGCAUGACCAUGGACUGUGAUCCUUCGCCGCUGUUCCAGCCGACAGAGUAUGGCUUCCCAGCAUUCAUCGAGACACUGUGCCAUCUGCUACACCUGAGGACCACCAUUACAUUGUACCCAUUUGUGCUGCACUCGCUGAGCUUUUCCCUGUUCAGCUCCAUCAUCGGGCCCUUUGGGGGUUUCUUUGCCAGCGGUUUCAAGAGGGCUUUCAAGAUAAAGGACUUUGGAGACAUCAUUCCCGGCCACGGCGGAAUAAUGGACCGUUUCGACUGCCAGAUCCUGAUGGCAUCCUUUGUGAACGUCUACUUUCACAGUUUUAUUAGGGCUCCCAACCAGCAAAAGCUACUCCAGCAGAUUUACCUGAUGAAGCCUGAGAUACAGCUGCAGAUCUUCAAUAGCCUGCGAGACACCCUUGCAGCUCGCGGCCUGCUACCUUCCUAGGCUUUCUGUGAUCCCUCUCAUUGUUUUCCCACCCCCGCUACCACUAGUCAGUCAUGUGUCAUUGGCAUUACUGCCCAUCGUACUUAACACACACACACCCCUCCCCAUAGCGGCAUCAGGCCGAGUUUCGCUUUUACAGCGUGCGGAAGCCGCGAGGAAAGCGACGGGUUCUGCUCACGCUCGUGUCGACGAGCUGCACUUUAAAAAGCUCCGGAAGUGUGGGGAAAACUACGCUUUCCGAGAGACCUCCGUUUGUUUUUGGAGUGCAGUCUUAAACAGGAGCGUGCGGCAGGGCUGUGUAUGUUUUGUGAUGAUGGCGGGCUUGAGUUACCAGAACCUAGGUGCCUCGCACAUUCCCGUUUCUUCCAGGCACACUUUUCACACGUCUCGUGGUCGUUUUCUCGUCUCGUGAACAAAGUUGUUUCCCUUUCAUCAGGCGUGCGCCAGACUCGCAAAAGCCACGCGACACGCGAUUAUGCUGACCGUAGGGACACGUGUUUACUGCGUCGACAAUGAAGGUACAUAGAGCAGGGCGACCCGUGCAAAUUACAAAAAGUUGCGGCGAGGUUUCGGCGAGUAUUUCUAAGCCAUUCUUGAAACCCUUUGACCGGGACAUUGCGGCUUUUACCUGCUAUCAUGCUUAUCAGUUCCACCGCAAUGUGAGCGCAGUGUUGACGAUAUAUUUGAAGUGGCUUUUAUUUGUUCUUUUUUGUUGUUGCUCAAAGACAUUAAGGCGGCCAAUGUUGCCGCAUUGUUUUAAUCCACGAAAGUUGUUGAUCUAGAGUUUAUUUUUUAAGCACCCAUCACCUCGAACUCUGGAAUCGUCAAAUUGUUGCACUUAGUUGGCACGUUCUGCCAUACAUCCUUCUUUCCCUCUUUUCUUUUGUAAAUGUCCAUUCCAGCAUAGUGAUUUUUGUGUCAAAAAGGUUGACUGGAAAAUCAACCUUCAAGAAGUAGAGCUUCUUGAAUUUGGUGCUUGUGCAUGUGUGACAUGUCGAAUGCUGUGUGGGAUAAAGGUCAUAUACACAGCUGUAUGUGACAGUCAUCAGUAUUUUGAUGUCAACUUUUGUGGUCUGAAAAAUAAGCAAGUGCUAGAAGGAACGUGCCAACCUUUUAUUUUGUUGCAUUCCAUCGUUUGUUUGUAGUGGCAGGUGUAGCUGUCAUAAUGUAGAAAAAAAGAAUAUAGCAGCCAUCGACAAAAUAUGGUAGCCACGAUCGUGCAUAGCUACCCGCUGUCGUGCAUAGCUACCCGCUGUUGUGACAUUCAGAACUUCUAUAUUUCACUAUAAGACAGUGAAAGAGGGACUAAAAAUAAAUCCAGGAUACAUUUACUCUGCUUUCCAUGUUCUUCAGUGCAAUGCAAGCAUGCAGUGUUCCAGUUCCAUUACUGUUGUAUUUGAUGGUUUAAAUGUUGGUGUUGCAGGCAGCUAGGGUACAACAUAUUGCAAGCAGUUCAUGUUUAUCAUGCUUGUUUCUUGUUGACAUGUUGUUGGAGUCAAGUUUCUAAAUAUGUUUACCUUGUAUUGAGAGUAACUGUGUCCUGGGGUCAUGAUGUAAUUCUGCACUACUAAUGAACAAAGGGCAUUGAUGAUGUGUAAUAAACAAUGCAGUCCUAUUUA